UGCAGCCGCGGAGAUGCUGUCCACCGAGAUGUUGUAGAGUAGGUUAGUUUUUGGUGAAGACUGAAGUAGAUGAGGAGCGGCAGGAGACACAGACAAACCAUGAAAGAUCUGAUUAUUCUCAGAGGUUUGCCCGGAGUUGGAAAGUCAGAUCGCGCAAGGGAGCUCCUUGAUGAAUAUCGAAGACCAGGAAUACAAGGGGAGAUUUAUUCCACAGACCGCUACCAUGAAAUGUUCGACUGGGACACACAAUACUUCAACCGCAAUCACAUGUGGAAUAGACGGGAUGUUUUUAGAGCCAUGAAAAGUGGUGUGACUCCUAUCAUCGUUGACAACACGAACGUUAAUUGUUGGCACAUGUACCCUUAUGUCUUCAUGGGGAUGCACCGCCGCUAUUACAUCACAAUAGAAGAAGUGCCUCGUGGGUAUCCUGGAAACUUCAUCCCCCUCAACAAACUGUACAGGUUGUGUAGCGGUAAUAUCCCCAAACGGACGUUCAGAAAAUACAGGGACGGCUGGGAAGAAGUUGACAACUACCGGGAUGUUCUGGAUGACGAAUUCUCCCUCAAAAGGUGGGAGCGUAGCCGCGAGGAAUGGAACGUCAACUGACGAAGAUGCUCUACGCUUUUAUUUUCUAUGAGCAACUAUUUUUACCUUAUUAACCCCCCGCCAUUUAACUUGCAGUUUCUCCUUCUUGCACUAUAUAUAUCGCUCUGGAUAGGAACAUUUGCGAAUUGCUAUAACGAAAUCGAUUUGUACACAUUUUUCACCAGAUUUUAGUUCUGGGUAAACCAAGAUUACAUACUGAAUAUUGCUUGAAAUAAAAGUCUGAUGAAACACACUA
Messenger RNA from Esox lucius (northern pike), 841 nucleotides. RefSeq names its product NEDD4-binding protein 2-like 1. The record is from RefSeq and is a predicted model, not a curated record. The transcript is spliced from 5 exons. NCBI's taxonomy places the organism in Eukaryota, Metazoa, Chordata, Actinopteri, Esociformes, Esocidae. The coding region runs from base 70 to 606 and encodes 178 amino acids.